Closterium sp. Naga37s-1 is the source of this 876-nucleotide messenger RNA. The record is from the annotation of a GenBank genome assembly. Lineage: Eukaryota; Viridiplantae; Streptophyta; Zygnematophyceae; Desmidiales; Closteriaceae.
AUGGCUGACUGGAGGUAUGACGCAGGCGAUCGGUACGGCGAUAGAUACGCCGCCGAUCGCGGGCGGGGUGCUGGGACACCGCCAAACAGUGUCAAACGCCGACGAGACUACGAGUACGACGCGCCGCCCCCUGGUUCCGCAAUGUACGGCGGAAUCGGCGGUCCCCCAAGGGGGUCUGGAGCUCCGGGCUACGGCGCUCCUGGCGGGUGGCGGGACGCCGACCCUGCGGGGCUGAGACGAGGCGAUCUGAGCUCCAUGGCACCACCCGGUAUGGCGCCACCUGGCACGCUUGGGAUGGGCGGCAUGGCGGACGACCAUCUGGGCCCGCCUCCCCCCGGAUCGGGCAUGCGCAGCCUCGGCGGAAUGGACCUGGCGGGUCCGCCCAUGCCGCGCGGGCCGGGGGGUCCGCCGAUGCCCAUGCCUGGCGGGAUGGGCGCGCCGGGGGUGGGUCCGGGGGGGAUGCCGCCGAUGGACAUGCAUCCGGGGGACAUGCCGAUCCCGCACGACGCGUCCCCCACGCUGUACAUCGACAACCUGCCGCCUGACUGCUCGCGCCGCGAGGCCUGCCACAUAUUCCGGCCGUUCAUCGGCUUUAAGGAGGUGCGCCUCGUGCCCAAGGAAGUGCGCCGGGGCGGCGAGCCGGAGAAGCUCAUCCUCUGCUUCGUCGACUUCGCCGACGCGCGCUGCGCCGCCACGGCGCUAGAGGCCCUGCAAGGGUACCGUUUCGACGAGAACGAUUACACGUCGCCGAACCUGCGAAUCGAUUUCGCCCGCCAGGGCCCGCGCAGCCACCCGCGCGACGACUUCCGCCGCGACGACCGCGACUUUGGCCGCGGAGGCGGUGCCGGAGGGCCCCCCUUCCGCCCCCGCCGCUGA